Molecule: messenger RNA, 789 nt
Organism: Microthlaspi erraticum
Lineage: Eukaryota; Viridiplantae; Streptophyta; Magnoliopsida; Brassicales; Brassicaceae
Source: the annotation of a GenBank genome assembly
AUGAGGAAUAUGAAUCGAGUCUUCUUCUGCAAAUCACUCUCUCUCGUCUUCCUCGUUCCCUCUUUCACUCGCCCACAGCUCCGAUUCACCUAUUCCGCCGCCGUAGCCUCAUUUCCGAAUCGAGCGAUUCACUGCAUGGCGACCGAUCCAGCGGCGUCGUUUUCGUCUGUAGCCGGCGGAGUUAAUCCCGUCUCUCCCCCGUCUCGGAAUGAUGACGUCUCCGCGGUUCCGGCUUCUUCCGCUUCAUCCGCCAUCGAUUUCCUCACGCUCUGUACUCGUCUCAAGACAACUCCAAGAGCUGGAUGGGUUAAAAGAGAUGUGAAAAAUCCAGAAUCAAUAGCUGAUCACAUGUAUCGGAUGGGUCUUAUGGCUCUGAUUUCUUCAGAUAUUCCUGGUGUUAACAGAGACAAAUGCAUGAAAAUGGCAAUUGUUCAUGACAUUGCAGAAGCCAUUGUUGGAGACAUUACACCUUCUUGUGGAGUCUCUAAGGAAGAGAAGAAUCGAAGAGAAAGCGAAGCACUUGAACACAUGUGCAAACUCUUGGGUGGAGGAGAAAGAGCUAAUGAAAUCGCUGAGCUUUGGAGAGAAUAUGAAGCAAACUCUUCACCUGAAGCCAAAGUUGUUAAAGAUUUCGAUAAGCUUGAGAUGAUACUACAAGCUUUGGAAUACGAACAAGAGCAAGGUAGAGAUCUAGAAGAGUUUUUCCAAUCAACCGCAGGGAAGUUCCAGACCGAUAUAGGCAAAGCUUGGGCGUCUGAGAUUGCUUCAAGAAGAAGAAAGCAACAUUAG